Messenger RNA from Cottoperca gobio, 1657 nucleotides. RefSeq names its product ELOVL fatty acid elongase 8b (gene elovl8b). The record is from RefSeq and is a predicted model, not a curated record. Gene Ontology annotation, molecular function: fatty acid elongase activity. NCBI's taxonomy places the organism in Eukaryota, Metazoa, Chordata, Actinopteri, Perciformes, Bovichtidae. Gene Ontology annotation, biological process: fatty acid elongation, polyunsaturated fatty acid; fatty acid elongation, saturated fatty acid; sphingolipid biosynthetic process. Gene Ontology annotation, cellular component: endoplasmic reticulum membrane.
UCCACAGACAUAGUUGCGUGGGUUGGAGACAACGCCACCUGUGUGUGAGGAUUAUUAGUUUACUGAUAUUCAGUGAAGUCGAGCAGCAGCUGAGUUUCUGGUGCGGCUGGUCGCUCCGGUCUGUCAUUCAUUCAUUCAUCGCACACAAUCUGCAUAUGAACUUUGCUAUUACUUAACUUACUUGCCAGAUAGUGUCUACAGGUUAUCCCACGUGGUCACAGAAGUGUAAUAUUGAAACACCAGCUUCAAGGUGUGCUUUAAUGGCUUCUUUGUGGCAAAGUCUCCUCUCUUUUCACGACAGGAUAGUUGGCAAUGGAGACCAGAGGACGGACCCGUGGCUGCUGGUCUACUCCCCCGUCCCGGUGGCGCUCAUCUUCCUGCUGUACCUCUGUGUGGUCUGGGCCGGCCCUCGUCUCAUGAAGCACAGAGAACCCCUCGACCUCAAAGGCGUUCUCAUUGUUUACAACUUUGCCAUGGUCGCCCUGUCCUGCUACAUGUUCUACGAGUUCCUGGUCACAUCCUGGCUCUCAAACUACAGCUACCUCUGUCAGCCUGUAGAUUACAGCACCAGCCCGCUGGCAGUGAGGAUGGCCAAAGCCUGCUGGUGGUUCUUCUUCUCCAAGGUCAUAGAGCUCAGUGACACGAUCUUCUUCAUCCUGAGGAAGAAGAACAGCCAGCUGACGUUCCUUCACAUUUACCACCACGGCACUAUGAUCUUCAACUGGUGGGCGGGCGUCAAGUAUGUGGCUGGUGGACAAUCGUUCUUCAUCGGCCUGCUCAACACCUUCGUUCACAUCGUCAUGUAUUCUUACUACGGCCUGGCUGCCAUCGGCCCUCACAUGCAGAAGUACCUGUGGUGGAAGAGAUACCUGACGUCUCUGCAGCUGGUGCAGUUUGUGCUGUUCCUCCUGCACUCGGGCUACAACCUGUUUACAGACUGCAACUUCCCCGACUCCAUGAACGCGGUGGUGUUUGUUUACUGCCUCUCCCUCGUGGUCCUCUUCAGUAACUUCUAUUAUCAGAGCUACCUUAACAAGAAGAAGCAGAAAUAAGCUGCGGCGGUGAAAGUGUUACACAAACACAUCGAGGCUUUAGGAGGAGCUGACAAAGUGUUGUCGACAUGAGGGAUCUUUGUCCUGUCUGCAGUACUCACUAGUGUCCACUAGAGGGAACAACAUGCCGAACGUUUUUCAUCAUCAAAUAUCAGACAGAUACAGUCACACUUGAACAUUUUUUAUAAACUUGUACAAUUUAUGUGAAGGAUUUGUGUUCUUAGUGUCAAAUACAUGUUUACAAGACUAGGUUGAAGCCCUAGUAUAUGGCUGGUGUACGUUCAAUUUGCCAAAUUCUUACAGUGAUGUCUAUAAUGUCAAUUUCCGCUUAUUAAAUGUUCACUUCUCUGUAGUGGUCCCAGUAAUAUUUGUUCUCAAAGUGUACUGAAGUAGCGUAUCACAUGACAUGGUUAAGCUAACUCUAAGGACUGCUUUAGUUUAAUACAUUCAACAAUGUAAUCUUGCUAUUUUCAGUUUUCUUUUUGUUCUGGAUUACUCUUAUAAAGUGUUGUUGUGCUAUGCCAGGCACUUGCUGGAGCAGGACAGGUUUGCAUUACUCUCUUAAACAGGUUGCAUCUCAUGAUAAUUAUAAACAUACAUCAAAU